Molecule: messenger RNA, 2031 nt
Organism: Eurytemora carolleeae
Lineage: Eukaryota; Metazoa; Arthropoda; Copepoda; Calanoida; Temoridae
Gene: vari
Product: MAGUK p55 subfamily member 6
Exons: 5
Coding region: 85-1527 (480 amino acids)
Cellular component (GO): cell-cell junction; plasma membrane
Molecular function (GO): protein binding
Source: RefSeq, a predicted model, not a curated record
AGAUAAUGUGUAGAUAUUGUACAAUGUACAAGUGUGCAAGGAUAAAAUGUAUCUGUACAAUAUUAAAACAAACUGAACAAAAGUAUGACGCUGACCGAGGUUAGAACAUACUAUGACGAGGUCCACAGGGUCACUAUUACCAGGCAGUCUGGGGAACCCCUCGGGCUCACCAUCAAGAUGGAGGGGGAGUGCGUCGUCGUUUCAAGAAUUAUCGACGGCGGUCUUAUCGAACGCAACGGACUAAUCGACCUGGGAGAUAUUAUCGUUGAAGUGGGCGGAGUCCCGAUCGAGAGUCCGGAUGACCUGAUGUAUCAAGUGGGCGUGUCUGGGAAGAAAAUCACAUUUCUUGUAAAGAAAACCCCGGUCGAGAAUCUGAAAAACAUGGCUAUAGCUCAGACCCCGAGCCUGAGAAAGCAGAUCAACCAGAAGACGACGAAUGUAGAGCAAAAGGUGCUCUGCUACAUGAAGGCGUUGUUCAGUUAUGAUCCAAGAGAAGAUACUUUACAUCCUUGUCCUGAGAUAGGUCUUCUCUUCUUUCAGGGAGAUAUAUUAGCAAUAGUUAAUCAGGAUGACCCUAACUGGUGGCAGGCUAGACUAGCUGACUGCCCUGGACCUGCUCAGAUCAUCCCGUCCCUAGAACUAGAAGAACGCAGGAAAGCGUAUGUGGACCCGGAGUCAGAUUACGCAAAUAAAAUAGGACUCUGUGGAACCUUCACGGCGAAGAAGAAGAAAAAGAAGUUGUACGAGUCAAGAUCCAAUACACAGUUCGACAAGGCCGAGCUGAGCCUGUAUGAGGAGGUGAUUAAGCUACCUCCUUUCAGGAGGAAAACCUUGGUUCUCAUCGGAGCUAACGGAGUAGGACGGAGAACAUUAAAGAAUCGUAUUAUUGAGAACAAUCCGGAGAGAUUCGCGGCACCAAUCCCACAUACUUCAAGACCUAAACGACCGGAGGAGGAUAAUGGAUUUAGGUACUGGUUUGUGGACCGUGAGGAUCUAGAGAUCAGUAUCCGUCGUCAUGAACUGCUAGAGUACGGAGAUCAUCAAGGAGAACUCUAUGGAACUAAACUAGACUCAGUUAGACAAAUAAUAUCUACAGGACGUAUCUGUGUACUUGAUUGUACUCCAGGGGCCCUGAAACUCCUCCACAACUCUAACGAGUUUAUGCCCUACGUGGUGUUCCUCGCUGCCCCUGGUAUGGACGAGAUGAAGCACGUUUACGAUAACGACAAAAUGACCGGCGCGAUCAUGGCGUCCCAGAGAACCUUAAAUAAUUUUGAGAAAACCUCGUCAAUUCGUCGUAGCUCAAGACGGGCGAAAACCCUGGAAUCCCUCAGUUCACUCUACGUAGAAGAAGAUAUUGUAAAGAACCUGGAAGAAAGUGCGCGACUGCAACGCGCGUACGCGAGUUAUUAUGAUAAAAUUAUCGUCAAUGAGAGUUGGGAUGAUACCUAUCUUAAGAUAAUGAAUGCAAUAGAGGAUGUAGAACAUGAUUCGAGUUGGGUUCCGGCCAAAUGGGUUUACUCUUAAUCCUUUAUUUAUUUGGAGAGGGGUAGAAGGGGGGGGUCCCUACUUUCUGUCUUAAUAUCAACAAAAUAGUUUUCCCUUGUUACCCUUACUCUUAAACUUUUGAAACUUUUAGAGAGAAAUUUUCUCAUUAUAUGUUUUUUAACUUUCACCCCAAAUCUCCUUCAAACAGCUCCUAUUCCCCUAAAAUCUUUAGCGAGUUUUUUUUAUCUUGAUCCAUGAUUAAAGUGGCCAUUUUGAAAUAGGCAUUGUGACUAGAUUCUCAUACAUAGACGCUUAUUUAUCAAGAGACUUAUUCAAACUAUGUACGUGUCUGUUUAUUGUCGAAUGUUUGGAGGAUUUUGCGUGGUACGAAUAUGAUAAUGAUUUAACAAAUCAUGUAGAAAUCAAGUUACGCCGGAAGAUUUUUAAACGUUGUAAAACAUUUAAAUAAAAUUGUAAACGUUUUUUUCAUUCAUGAAACAUACUAGCUGAAUGUAUUUUUGUAUUAAAUGUUCAAGUCUGGCA